CCACUAAAUAGCAACCCUGAAAUAAACCACGUUUUAAAUAUUCACGUAGGUCUAAUAUUUACGUGACUUGUUUGACUCACCCCUGACAGGUCUCAAAAGGGUUUAAAAACACUUCAGAUUCUGACGUUUCGGUAGCGGCCUUGUUUUAUCGUCAUCACUUCCUUAUCGCUUUUUCUACUUACCUGAGAGCGCGAGCCGCACAAGUUUCCGCCUCUCUUGCGCCCGUCCACGCCUCCCAUUGGCCCCCCGGGGGAGUGACGUCAGGGCCGCCCCUGCAGUGUGAAUGAAUCAAGCGGUUUGUGUGACACACAGCGAAAGAACGCACGAGCCCGAACUCACGCGCGAGCGCCCGACUAUUUCACGAGGAUAACCACAGGAGCGAGGACUGUAAAAGGACACUAUCCGGGGAGACAAAUUAUUUAAUGCACCUCUGAGAUUCUCAGACCUCCGCGAGCGUGUGCAUGUGCGCGUUUUAUCAGACUGGAUGAAAAUGAUGCAAAGUGCGGCUGUGUUGCCCGGCGAGAGCGCGGUGAAGGGUCUGCCGGACAUCCUCGGAGUGCCACUGCAACAGAUCCCCCAGUGCGCAGGCUGCAGUCAACACAUCCUGGAUAAGUUUAUUCUGAAGGUGCUGGAUCGUCAUUGGCACUCAAAAUGUCUCAAGUGCGCCGACUGUCACGCGCUCCUGGCAGACAAGUGUUUCUCUCGCGCUGGGAAUGUCUACUGCAAAGAGGAUUUCUUUAAGCGUUUCGGGACAAAAUGUGCAUCGUGCCAGCAGGGGAUUCCCCCGACGCAGGUGGUCCGGAAAGCUCAGGACUUUGUGUACCACCUUCACUGCUUCGCCUGUGUAAUGUGCAGCAGACAGCUGGCCACUGGGGACGAGUUCUACCUCAUGGAGGACGGGAGGCUCGUGUGCAAGGAGGACUACGAAACAGCCAAACAAAAUGAUGAUUCAGAGACAGGAGCAAAACGUCCACGGACCACCAUUACAGCCAAACAGCUGGAGACACUCAAAAGCGCCUACAAGAACUCGCCUAAGCCAGCACGACACGUGCGCGAGCAGCUCUCCUCAGAAACAGGCCUAGACAUGAGAGUGGUGCAGGUGUGGUUUCAAAACAGACGAGCAAAAGAGAAACGGCUGAAGAAAGACGCUGGUCGGCACCGCUGGGGUCAGUUCUACAAAAGUGUCAAACGCAACCGAGGGUCCAGUAAGACGGAGAAGGAGAGCUCAGCCGAUGACGCAGGACUCAGCGACAGUGAGCUUAGUUUCAGAGAAGACCAGAUCCUGUCAGACCUGGGUCACGCCAACAGCUUGUAUGGAAGCAUUGGAGACGUCUCGAACGGGAACAUGCUCAACGGGAGCUUCUCCCUGGAGGGGGGCGGGCAGCCUUACCAUGACCUGCGGGCAGGAAGUCCCUACGGCCUGCCACAGUCGCCCUCAUCCAUCACUUCCCUCCCUGGCCACACCCCGCUGCUCAACAACUUAGGCUUCAGCAUGGACGGCAUCAUGGGUCAGGGCGGCCAGCCCAAUGUAGGUCAAGCUCUGAGAGCAAUGGCUGGAGGACCCACCUCUGACCUGUCGACAGGAAGUAGCACGGGCUACCCAGACUUCCCCACUAGCCCUGCCUCAUGGCUCGAUGAAAUGGACCACUCCCAGUUCUGAGGUCAAAUGUCAAAAUGGAAAGUGCGGUACUAUGGACGUUUGAAGAUUUUAUAGACAUCUUUCCCAGAACUGUGGCGAAAUGUUUAUGUGGCAAGGGUAUUUGGUAGGCCUAAAAUGGCAGCUACUUCAACCUUGCUGAAUGGCGUGCUGAUACGAGCAACCCAUCGUGGAAUGUCUGCGCUGUAUCAUAAUUUUGUUACUCGUAUUUUUUCAUUGUUCUCAAAACUGGAUUGGACGAUUUCCAGCAUGAAAUGGCGUGCGGCUGAGAAUGGCGUUCAAACCCCAGACCACCCUGGAAAAACAAUCACGAUCCACCACUUUCUGAGAACAAGAGGGCCCAUGCAUGUUUCCGAAUGAGGAAGAGAACCGCCCACGUUCAAAAUGGCGACGCACUUUAUGUUCCUCCUCGACUGCACACAGCAGGCUGAAUACGGUAAAGAGAGGAGUGCACCGAGCAAGGAGAGAUAUUUAAACAAGUGGCACAAGUGUAUCUUUCCUACUUACAAGGGUUUGGGAUUUUAAUAGUUGAAACUUUCUAAACGGCUCUACUAGAAGUGGCCCUUCACGUUAGGUCUGAAGAAUAGAUAAAGAUUAUUUUUUAAUAAGGACGAAUCCGCAUGCACUGCUCUGAAUUUUCAAAAAAUCUCUGUGUCAAUGGUCCCUGUCUGUUCAACACUUUUCCGUUAAAUUCAGGCAUCCUGGAUAAGCAAUGAAACAAAACAAGCUGGUUAAAAGUUUCAAAUAAAAGUUCAUAU
This is a messenger RNA of Rhinichthys klamathensis goyatoka, 2415 nucleotides long. RefSeq names its product LIM homeobox 4 (gene lhx4). Bases 485 to 1660 code for a protein of 391 amino acids. Gene Ontology annotation, molecular function: DNA-binding transcription factor activity, RNA polymerase II-specific; RNA polymerase II transcription regulatory region sequence-specific DNA binding. NCBI's taxonomy places the organism in Eukaryota, Metazoa, Chordata, Actinopteri, Cypriniformes, Leuciscidae. The transcript has 6 exons. The record is from RefSeq and is a predicted model, not a curated record. Gene Ontology annotation, biological process: regulation of transcription by RNA polymerase II; neuron differentiation. Gene Ontology annotation, cellular component: nucleus.